AUGGCCGGGAGUGGUGGUGGGCUCCCUGGUGCGCCGGGGGACGGCGUCCCUGGCGGUGGUGGACAGCAGCAGCAGCCCCAGGGCACCGAGUACACGCUGCAAGGCGUCAUGCGCUUCCUCCAGACGGAAUGGCACCGGCACGAGCGAGACCGCAACGCGUGGGAGAUCGAGCGCGCAGAGAUGAAGUCUCGCAUCGGUCGCCUGGAAGGGGACGUGCGGACCAGCAAACGGCUGCACGAGUCGCUAAGCAAGCAUGUCCGGAUGCUGGAGUUGGCGCUGAAGAAGGAGCGCGAGAAGGUCCGCAUCCUGACCAACGGCGAAAAAUUGGACGAUUACCGCGACCCCAAGGAGAUCGCCAAGGAGAGUCUGAAGAACCUCCGAGAGAACUCACGUGCCAAGUCUAACAAUACCUUCCUCGAUACCGAUACCGAGGCCGAUGACCUCAACCAGUUCGAUAUCCGCCACGAUGCUGAACGGGAGAAGUCUCGCGUGUUUCUGAACAAGUGCGCGCAGGAAGUCGCCUACCAUGUGAUUCCCGCCUCGCACCCCCCGCCCGAUCUCACCGAUCAGGACCUCCAGGGGAACCUGUACGGGAACCAGCAGAUGCCCCAGCAGAGUCUCGACGACGUCUAUCUCCAGCAGAGACAGAAGCAGCAGCAGCAACAGCAGCAGAACAACAUGAUGGUCCGAGAGGCGGCUCUGCAGAACCACCAGCCCAUGAUGUCCAACUACGCUGAGAAUGGCGGAAUGGGCCGUCCGAUGGCUUCAGUCGAGCGCAGGAACUUUGAGACUCAGCAGACCCCGCUGACGGCGAUCGACAACAGGAAGCAUGCCAUGGAGCCCGCCGCUGACAGCGAUGAUCGUGCUGAGGCGGGAAAACAGACCUUGGAUCCCUAUGGUCGCCAAAUGCCUGUUGAGGAGGAUUCUCGGCCGCAGCAGCGCCAGACGGAGGAUGCCCCAGAGGAUCCAGACGGGUGGAAUUUCGAUGACACAUCCAGUCAGGAGACGCAGUUGGAGAGCAUUCCUCCCCGCCGACCGGACACCGACGCCUUCCCCAACGCGAACUUCGUAUCUCCGCCCCGGGGAUCUCACCGCCGAAAGAGCUCGGGGUCCUCCCGGCGCAAGGAUGGCAGUUCGGAGACCAGAGACGUCACGGGAGCCGCACAGCAGAAGACGGAUUCCACCUUCAAGGUCCGGUUCGCGCUCCGCGGUCACCUGGACGUGGUGCGACAAGUCAUCUUCACUGGCGGCGGUAGCCCAUCUGAGCCCGAGAUCUGUACCUGCAGUGAUGACGGCACGAUCAAGCGGUGGAUCCUUCCGGCAUCGUACGGCAGCAGCGGUAGCACGACGGCAAACGACCUUGAUAUUACGAGCUACUUCACGCAUCGGGGCCACGUUGGCGCUGUGACUGCGCUGGCGGCUUGCCCUGCGUCGCCGAAUUUCUCCAACGGGGGUCGUGCACUGGGUGAUGGCUGGGUGUUCUCUGGCGGACAAGAUGCCAGCGUGCGUGUCUGGGAGCGCGGCCGGGUCGAUCCGAAAGCCACCUUGGAUGGGCAUACCGAUGCUGUCUGGGGGCUGUGCGUCUUACCGGGCACUGCGGGAUCCGUGUUUGGCGAUCGAUGCAGCAACUACGGAGGACCCGAUCGCAUCCUGCUGGCGUCGGGGGCUGCUGACGGCCGGAUCUUGAUCUGGGCUGUGAGCGCGCCGCCUCAAGUGACGUCCCCUCAGCCUGGUGCACGCCGGGGCGCUGGCAGACGGGCCAAUUCGAUAUCGUCUGGAUCCAACUUCCCAUCGUCACCGCAGCCGAGCACUGCAACGAGCACGCCGUUUCAUUACACACUUGUGCAUCACAUCAUGCGCCCCGAUUCGCCUUCUCCCACGUGCAUCAGCCCGUUGUCGCUGGCCGGCGUGAACUUUGUGGUCUCGUACACGGAUGCGUCGAUCUUGGUUUACGACACUAGGACUGGCGAGGAAGUGGUUGGGAUGGCUAGUCUCGAGACCUACGAUGGCACACCCUCGACGGGAGUGAACUCGGUGGUGACGAGCACGAUCGGAUUCGAUGGCACGGCCAAUCUGGAUCCGAACCGGGCGUUGACGGAGGAGGAAGCCGUGGUGCAUGGGGCUACGGGCACGAGCGGGGGUGUCGAGGGAGUGAUUAUCAGCGGCUACGAGGAUCGAUACAUUCGAUUUUUCGAUGCCAACAGCGGCCAAUGCACCUACACCAUGCUGGCGCACCCCGCUGCCAUCUCGUCGCUGUCUCUGUCGCCUGAUGGCCGGGAACUGGUAUCAGCCGGGCACGACGCGAGCCUGCGGUUCUGGUCGCUGGAGAAGCGCAGCUGCACGCAGGAGAUUACGAGCCAUCGGGUGAUGCGGGGCGAGGGUGUGUGCUCUGUUGUCUGGAGCCGCGAUGGCCGCUACCUAGGUAGUUCAUCUACCCAGUUAUCUACCUAUCUAGGUACCUACCUAGGUACUUCCGUACCUCCCUACCUACCUAAGGCUAGUAGUCAUAUUAGAUAG
Molecule: messenger RNA, 2517 nt
Organism: Rasamsonia emersonii CBS 393.64
Lineage: Eukaryota; Fungi; Ascomycota; Eurotiomycetes; Eurotiales; Trichocomaceae
Product: Cell differentiation and development protein Fsr1/Pro11
Exons: 8
Coding region: 1-2517 (838 amino acids)
Molecular function (GO): protein binding
Source: RefSeq, a predicted model, not a curated record